UGUCUAUUGUAUCCCUGGUCGUGUGUGUCUGUACAUUUCUCGGGACGUGAAAUUGAGAGUGAAAAGCAUGGCAGAUGAGCAAGAAAUCAUGUGCAAAUUGGAAAGCAUUAAAGAGAUCAGGAACAAGACCCUGCAGAUGGAGAAGAUCAAGGCACGCUUGAAAGCUGAGUUUGAGGCCCUUGAAUCAGAGGAGAGGCACCUGAAGGAAUACAAGCAGGAGAUGGAUCUGCUGCUACAGGAGAAGAUGGCCCAUGUGGAGGAACUCCGACUGAUCCAUGCUGAUAUCAAUGUGAUGGAAAACACCAUCAAACAAUCUGAGAAUGACUUAAAUAAGUUGCUAGAGUCUACCCGGCGGCUACAUGAUGAGUAUAAGCCACUGAAGGAACAUGUGGAUGCCCUACGUAUGACUCUAGGCCUGCAGAGGCUCCCUGACCUAUGUGAAGAGGAGGAGAAGCUCUCCUUGGAUUACUUUGAGAAGCAGAAAGCAGAGUGGCAGACGGAGCCUCAGGAGCCCCCCAUCCCUGAGUCUCUGGCCGCUGCAGCUGCUGCUGCCCAGCAACUCCAAGUGGCUAGAAAGCAGGACACUCGGCAGACAGCCACCUUUAGGCAGCAGCCCCCACCUAUGAAGGCCUGCUUGUCAUGUCAUCAGCAAAUUCAUCGGAAUGCACCUAUAUGUCCUCUGUGCAAAGCCAAGAGUCGGUCCCGGAACCCCAAAAAGCCAAAACGGAAGCAGGAUGAAUGAAGAGAUGGAGAACACAUGGAGCUCUGCUACUCAUAACCUCUCCCCUUGGCCAGAGUGAUUAAUGUCCUGAUUUGAAACCACCCUACCCCACCUCUACUGAGUUUCCUAUUUAAUGUGAUGGAAGCACAACCCCUCUCACUUUGCUCUUAUUUCUUUCUUCUCUUGGGGUUUCUGACUUAAGAAGAGAUAUGGUUCAGGUGCUAAUGACAGUGUAUCUGAUGAUCCCUUCUCUCCUACCCACAUUUCAACCCCUGCCCUUGUUUGAACCUGAAGGAAGGGCAGAAGGCCCAGAUGUGAUUCUCUGCCUCUUGUGUCUGAUGCCUGGGGCCUAAGGGCUGAGGGCUAGAGGAGGCCCUUGUUUCAGGUGAAAGCUCCAGUGUGCCCCCUCCCUGUACUUUUGCCUUAGGCUCUGAAGGGACAACAGUCUUCUUGCUGGACUUUCCAGUAAACUUGGUGUAUAUAUCUUCCCCACGUGCCCCUUAAUUUCAUCUCAUCUAAGCAAGGGCCAGAGGUAAGUUGGACAAGCCCUCCUUUUCAUCUUCAUUUGGGAGGCCUGGCUGUUAUUAUGGAGUUCACUCCCAUGCCAGUCUCCCAGAUUUGCUAAAUUUCUCAGGUACAGGUUGUGUGUCUAGAGAUCCUGAGACCUGCAGAUCUUUCCCAUAACUCUCAUUUUUCAAAUCAGUGGCAGAAGUUCCCCACAGUGAAAUCAGAGAGCCACACCCAGUCCGCAUAUCCUAAAUAACUUGCUGCCUAA
Odobenus rosmarus divergens (Pacific walrus) is the source of this 1496-nucleotide messenger RNA. It is a transcript of the gene ZC4H2, whose product is annotated as zinc finger C4H2 domain-containing protein-like. NCBI's taxonomy places the organism in Eukaryota, Metazoa, Chordata, Mammalia, Carnivora, Odobenidae. The record is from RefSeq and is a predicted model, not a curated record. Gene Ontology annotation, biological process: positive regulation of neuron differentiation. Gene Ontology annotation, cellular component: nucleus. The transcript has 5 exons. Bases 68 to 742 code for a protein of 224 amino acids.